AUGCUCUAUAAGUACACAGUAUUUCCUGUUGGGAAACAACCUUGUGGGGGAGCUGCAACUGGCAGUUGUUUGAUAAAACAAGACUCUGCAUCUAUCGUUGGGACUCCAACUACUGAUGGAGACUCUGAGACAACUUACAGCUGUGUGGCAUCUGACAACUGUAACUAUGAAGUCCAUGUCAUUGGGAACUAUGAGAGCAGUAAUGGAAGACAUGGGUUCUUUACUGACAGAGUAGCAGGAGACACGGACGUUAUAGUCAGUGUCUCUGGAGAGAGUCCUCGUCCUCUCAUAAUAGUCCUGACAUCCUAUGAACCAGUGAGGUGGAGACUGAGUGUCACUAGUGGAGUCAUCAUCGACAGAGUCAUUCUGAGUGGAUACUAUGCCAGUACUGUCACUUCAAGCCCCAGUAAUGCUAUUAGACAAACAGAGACUCUGAGGGACCCUGACAACCACUAUGGAUAUGGCACUGAUCUUGGAAGUGGAGGAACUGCAGAGCUUCUGCUCUACCUCCAACAAAGAUUUGGUCCUGUCACUUCAUUCAGUGGCAGCUACAGAGCUGAUCGAUGGGAGCUUAACAUUCACAGGACAUCAGGUUGCAGUUUCAACAACGUGACUCGCAAUUGUCCUGUGCCCUCUGCUCCAGAGAAUGGAGAAGUGAAUGUGACUGGAGUCCAGCCAAUUGUGACCAAGUACAGUUGCCAUGAGGGAGCUCUGGUUGGACCUCAGAUGAGAACAUGUAACGUGUGCACAUUAGCUCCAAUUCAGGAGUGCCUUGGGCCCAGAAAAUACUGUGGAAGUCUCCCCGGCCCAAACAAUGGCUAUACUGACUUGACCUGUGGUGAAGACAAUUAUUGCAGGUGUCCUGGGAUUGACUACUAUGACCGCUGCACCUGCUUACCUCAUAUUGGCAGUUGUCUGAUAGAAAAAAGCUCAGACUCUAGUGGUGUCAUCAUCGACAGAGUCAUUCUGAGUGGAUACUAUGCCAGUACUGUCACUUCAAGCCGCAGUAAUGCUAUUAGACAAACAGAGACUCUGAGGGACCCUGACAACCACUAUGGAUAUGGCACUGAUCUUGGAGGUGGAGGAACUGGUCCUGUCACUUCAUUUAGUGGCAGCUACAGAGCUGAUCGAUGGGAGCUCAACAUUCACAGGACAUCAGGUUGCAGUUUCAACAACAUGAUUCGCAAUUGUCCUGUGCCCUCUGCUCCAGAGAAUGGAGCAGCGAAUGUUACUGGAGUCCAGCCAAUUGUGGCCAAGUACAGUUGCCAUGAGGGAACUCUGGUUGGACCUGAGAUACGGACAUGUCUGGAAAGUGGCUGGUCUGGAGAGGAACCUUCCUGUAGAACAGGAUUUGUCUGCACCGCUACUGCAAUUCGUGACUGUGCAGGACCUAGCAACUACUGUGGCAGUCUUCCAAGCCCCAGUGACAUAUAUGGUUAUGCUGACUUAACCUGUGAAGAAAAUCAUUGCAGAUGUUCAGCAAUGGAACACUAUGACUACUGCACUUGCUUACCUCAUAUUGGCAGUUGUCUGAUAGAGAAGGACUCCGAGAAUAGAGUUGGGGAUCCAACAUCUGUGGGGAUUCCUGAGACUACUUACAGCUGCGUGGCUUUUGAUAACUGCCAGUAUGAUGUGCAUGUCAUUGGGAACUAUGAAAGUAGUAAUGGACGACAUGGCUUCUUUUCCUCGUCCUCUCGUACUAGUUCUGACAUCUAUGAACCAGUGAGGUGGAGACUGAGUGUCACUAGUGGAGUCACCAUCGACAGAGUCAUUCUGAGUUCCUACUACAACAGCACAGUCAGCUCAAGCACUGCUAGUGCUAUCAGACACACUGAAAUCCUAAGCCGCUCAGAGGGAAUCAGGGGGUAUGGAUCGGAUAUAGGAGGUGGAAAGACAGCAGACCUAUUGUUGUAUCUUCAAGAGAGGUUUGGUCCUGUAACAUCAUUCAGUGGUAGCUACAGAGCAAGUCGAUGGGACCUCAACAUCAAGAGGAGAGCAGAAUGUGGUUGGGCCAGUACGGCCUGCGAAAACCUCUCCCCGCCAGCAAAUAGAAGAGUGGAUAUCUCCAGUUUGGAGCCAGAGACUACAGUCAGAUACACUUGUAAUGUCGGGUUUCAGCUCUCAGGGAACAGAGUAAGGACCUGUCUGGAAUCAGGACUAUGGUCUGGGCAGGCACCAAGCUGCAUUGUACAAUCAUGUUCUUCCCUUUCUCCUCCACCCAAUGGAAAUGUUGAAUUCCCUGACACUACUGUUUCUUCAAUUUCCACUUACACAUGUCAUGUAGGGUUCACACUGGCUGGCAAUGCAAGAAGAAAAUGUAUUGGAGCAGGAAAAUGGUCUGGAGAGGCACCGAAUUGCACCAAACACUCGUGCCCUCCUCUCUCUCCUCCUUCCAAUGGGAAAGUGAUGUUUUCUGACACAAGACCUUUUUCAAGCACCACUUAUACAUGUGAUGUAGGAUUUCAACUAAUCGGCAGUGCAAGAAGGAUCUGUACCAGGGCUCUUACAUGGUCUGAGGAGGACCCAAUCUGCAUAAAACUGAGAUGUCCAACUCUGUUGCCACCCUCUAAUGGACAUGUUUCCCUCGUGGAACUUGGUCCCCUGCAAGCUUCGUACACUUGUGACUCAGUCUUGUUGGCCAGUCUGUACGCACUUGUGAACAGUCUGGAAGGUGGUCGGGAGAACCUCCAGUCUGUGUUACCUCUGUGUCGUAUACUUCACCUCCCAAAUCAGACACCUCAACUUCAAGUUCUUCCAGUGGUGUUAGCAUAGGUGUGGCAAUUGCUGUUUUGGUGCUCGUCGGGACUACCGUUCUAGUGGUAGCAAGGGUGUGGUUCCUAUUACACAGGCAUCGUAGCCUCUCGAGAGUCUCUCACCAACGGUCGUCACCUUCAGUGCCCACUAUUCCAGCUAAUGAGACAACUAUUUCUCACCCUCCUCUCUCAACUGAGACUAGGUUGGCAGAGGAAUCCAUGUUCUCAGCCGUAUCUGACAAGCCGCCAGACUAUCAUAAGGCAGUCAAUCUCCCAUCUGCUGACUGUCCUCCUUCUUAUUCUUCCCAAUGAGAUUAUACACCAUACAUAUUAUGGGACAACAUAUGAUGUACUUGAAAUUUUUUUUUGCAUAACAAUAUUAUGUUCGCAUGUGACGAUACUUACGCUAUUCAUCUAAUUUUUACAAUGAUGGUCUGAGUCUCUUCUUUAGAACAUCUGAAAGCAUGUAAAAAGGAUUCGUUGUGUAUC
This is a messenger RNA of Geodia barretti, 3242 nucleotides long. Lineage: Eukaryota; Metazoa; Porifera; Demospongiae; Tetractinellida; Geodiidae. The record is from the annotation of a GenBank genome assembly.